Molecule: messenger RNA, 3018 nt
Organism: Corapipo altera (White-ruffed manakin)
Lineage: Eukaryota; Metazoa; Chordata; Aves; Passeriformes; Pipridae
Gene: ARMH3
Product: armadillo-like helical domain containing 3
Exons: 26
Coding region: 779-2848 (689 amino acids)
Biological process (GO): regulation of Golgi organization
Cellular component (GO): cytosol
Source: RefSeq, a predicted model, not a curated record
AGUGUUAUUGUUUCCCUUGUUGGUGGGUUGAGCACCUUUCAGUUGUAAAGGAAAGCACAGUCAAAGCAGUUUUCAUUGCAGUGAACAAUAUACAAAUGAAGUUGUAAAGAAUGGAUGCAAUACAAAAGCAGUGUGGAUGUACUAGCACAAACCGCAACCGCCAACGCAAGAGUUGAAGAAUUGGUGGAGAAUAAGCUGCAAAACAGCUUAUAGCAGAAAUUUGGCCAUGAUGAUUGCUAAAGCCUUGAUGAAAUCUAAUCCAAUGUGUUCUUCUUCUCUCUGUUUUCACUUGUGGUCUUCCAGGCUGCUACUGGGUGCUUCUGAGGGUUUUAAUACAGGAGCUUGAACUGGGUCCAGGCACUCUCUGUGAAUCAGGAUUCAUGAACUUUUGCACUGGGUACAGGUCGUCUGUUGCUUCCAGGGAUGAAUGAGUGCUGGAACCUGUGUUUUAACUGCCUAUUGCUCAUGUCUGGUAUUUACUCUGCAGAUUCAUCACGUGGAUUAAGUGCAAGCUUUUCCUGGUACUUCAGUGAGGAAUUUAUUGAGUAUACGGCUUAUAACACAUUGCUUUGAAAGCUGUACAUUAACUUUGAGACAGGGGUUUAUCCCAGCCUCUUGCACGAUUGAGGUAUUUUUUGAACAACAACUUUAGACUUGAGUGACGUACCUGCAGAACAUCUUGAAAGGCAAAGCAUCAUCAUGCUGAGUCCCAAGAGCAUACACUCAGGGAGCGAGGAGGCAAUUAGUAGCCUUGAAAUAUUUGAAAAAGGUAUACAGCAUGGCCCAAACAGAGAAGAAAGGUGGACUGCUCCGGAAAUCUUCAGCCUCCAAGAAGCCAUUGAAAGAGAAAGUUGUGUUGAUGUAUGAUGAGAUUUUUACGACAGAGGACCCCAGUAAAUGCAACCCUCGGUUUUGGGAGGAGCUAUUUCUCAUGAAGGUCAACCUGGAGUAUCUGGAAGGCAAGCUGGAGGCUUUGGAUGGGGAAGAGUUAAUGAAGAUAAAAGAUAACAUCAACUGCUUGUUUCAGCACUGCAUCCAGGCCCUGGGUGAGGAGCACCCAAUCAGAGUGGUCAAUGCAUUACAGACUUUGUGUGCAUUAAUUCGGGGUGUCCAUCAGAAGAACAAAUCCACUUCUGGCUUUGACAUCAUCAACAUGCUUGUGGGUUUUGAUAAGGCAGAGCUGUGUAUGAAGAAUCUGAUGGAGAGCUUGGACUCACUCCUUUGUGCUGAAGGUUCUGAAAGUCUCAAAAGCUUGUGUCUGAAGCUACUUCUCUGCUUGGUGACUGUGACGGAUAACAUUAGUCAGAACACCAUCCUGGAGUAUGUGAUGAUUAACAGCAUAUUUGAAGCUAUUUUACAGAUCCUGUCCAGCCCACUGAGUCGCAGGGAACAUGGCUAUGAUGCUGUUGUCCUUCUGGCCUUGCUGGUCAACUACAGAAAGUAUGAGUCAGUGAAUCCCUACAUUGUGAAGCUCUCCAUCGUGGAUGAUGAGGCCACGCUCAAUGGAAUGGGACUUGUAAUUGCCCAGGCUUUAUCGGAAUAUAACAGGCAAUACAAAGAUAAGGAAGAGGAGCAUCAGACUGGUUUCUUCUCAGCCCUAACUAAUAUGGUGGGCAGCAUGUUCAUAGCAGAUGCUGAUGAAAAGAUCUCGGUCCAAACGAAUGAAGCAAUCCUUCUGGCCCUCUAUGAAGCUGUUCACUUAAACCGGAAUUUCAUCACAGUUCUGGCACAGAGCCAUCCUGAAAUGGGCCUAAUGACAACACCAACAAGCCCAAUUCCAAUGACACCCGUCACUCCACUUGGAACCACCCCACCUUCUUCAGAUGUUAUAAGCUCUGCAGAGCUACCUUUGGAUGCUGAUGUGCAAACCAGCAACCUGCUGAUAACCUUCUUGAAGUACAGCUCGAUUGUGAUGCAGGACACAAAAGAUGAGCACCGGCUGCACAGUGGCAAACUGUGCCUGAUCAUCCUGACAUGCAUAGCAGAGGAUCAGUAUGCUAAUGCUUUUCUUCAUGAUGACAACAUGAAUUUUCGUGUAAACCUACAUAGAAUGCCGAUGAGACAUCGUAAGAAAGCAGCAGACAAGAACCUGCCCUGCCGCCCGCUGGUGUGUGCGGUGCUCGAUUUGAUGGUGGAAUUCAUUGUAACACACAUGAUGAAAGAAUUUCCUAUGGAUCUCUACGUACGGUGCAUUCAGAUUGUGCACAAGCUGCUGUGCUACCAGAAGAAAUGCAGAGUGAGACUUCAUUACACCUGGAGGGAGCUCUGGUCAGCCUUGAUCAACUUGUUAAAGUUCCUCAUGUCUAAUGAGACUGUGUUGCUGGCCAAGCACAACAUCUUCACCCUUGCUCUUAUGGUUGUGAACCUAUUCAACAUGUUCAUCACUUAUGGAGACACCUUCCUCCCCACUCCCAGCAGCUAUGAUGAGCUGUAUUAUGAAAUCAUUCGGAUGCAUCAGAAUUUUGACAACCUUUAUUCCAUGGUUCUAAGGCUGUCUACCAAUGCUGGUCAGUGGAAAGAACCUGCAAGCAAGGUGACCCAUGCAUUAGUCAAUAUUAGAGCCAUCAUCAAUCACUUCAACCCGAAGAUCGAGUCUUACGCUGCAGUGAAUCACAUAUCACAGCUCUCCGAGGAUCAGGUUUUGGAAGUGGUGCGGUCCAACUACGACACGCUGACCCUGAAACUGCAGGACGGACUGGACCAGUAUGAGCGCUACUCAGAGCAGCAUAAAGAGGCUGCCUUCUUCAAAGAGCUGGUUCGGUCCAUCAGCAUCAAUGUGAGGAAGAACCUUGCUUUCAACACACUGAGCCAGGAACUGCUGCUGAAGGAAUUCUCUACAAUCUCCUGAGGCGGGGAUGCUGCCGCUGCGCCGGGCAGAGAUGGGCCUGUGUGGGCAGGGACACUACAGCUCUGCAGCCAGUCACCCCCUGCCUUCCGCCUGCAGAAGGGAUUGUGUUUCUUUUAGGAGAAAGCCUUGCUGCUGUGUGUUUGAUCCCAAUGGAAUGUGUUUCAACAGAA